ACUUGGAACUUCAUCUCCCAGGUGGCAUUGCGAGCGGUCUGUUUCUAGGUGUCUAGCAACAGCUAUCAGCCCAGACAGCCGGCGGCGACGGGAGCGGUAUUUCUCGGUGUGUCUUUCCACGAUUAUUCGCUGCCGGUGUUCAUAAUUAAUAAUCACUUGGCUGAAAAUAGUGAAAAAAACAACCCUGACCCCUGCACAGAGAUAUGAGCGGCAGCGGGCGGCCCAGGACCAGCUCGUUUGCUGAGCCGCCAGGUGUGCAAGGAACCGCCGCUGCGUCCACCGGAUCAGCCGCUGCCGUGGGGAGCAGUACAGGAAAGUCCGGGGUCCCGCAGGCCUCCGGCAGCAGCUCGUCGGGAUGCUCGAACCUCAAGCUUGCCAGAGACAGUGGGAAGGUGACGACAGUUGUGGCCACACCAGGUCAGGGCCCGGACCGCCCACAGGAAGUCUCUUACACUGACAUCAAGGUGAUUGGCAAUGGGUCGUUUGGUGUGGUCUACCAAGCUCGCCUCAUCGACAGCCAAGAGAUGGUGGCCAUUAAGAAGGUUCUGCAGGAUAAGAGGUUCAAGAAUCGGGAACUACAGAUCAUGAGGAAGCUGGAUCACUGCAACAUUGUCAGACUACGUUACUUCUUCUACUCCAGUGGCGAGAAGAAAGAUGAAGUGUAUCUCAACCUGGUGCUGGACUUUGUCCCUGAGACCGUCUACAGGGUUGCCAGGCAUUUUAACAAGGCCAAGAGCAUAAUUCCUAUCAUAUAUGUGAAGGUGUACAUGUACCAGUUGUUUCGCAGUCUGGCUUAUAUCCAUUCCCAGGGCGUGUGUCACAGAGACAUCAAGCCCCAAAACCUGCUUGUCGACCCAGAAACUGCCAUCCUCAAGCUGUGUGACUUUGGCAGUGCCAAGCAGCUGGUCCGCGGUGAACCUAACGUGUCGUAUAUCUGCUCACGGUAUUAUCGCGCCCCUGAGCUCAUUUUUGGUGCCACAGACUACACGGCAAACAUUGACAUCUGGUCAGCAGGCUGCGUACUGGCUGAGCUGCUGCUCGGACAACCCAUAUUCCCCGGUGACAGUGGGGUAGACCAACUAGUGGAGAUUAUCAAGGUGCUGGGAACCCCAACAAGGGAACAAAUCCGAGAGAUGAAUCCAAACUACACAGAAUUCAAGUUCCCUCAGAUCAAAGCCCAUCCAUGGACCAAGGUGUUUAAACCUCGCACCCCUCCAGAAGCCAUUGCUCUUUGCUCCCGGCUGCUGGAGUACACGCCGGCCUCACGUUUCUCCCCGCUAGAGGCCUGUUCACAUGCCUUCUUUGACGAGCUGCGCCAGCCGAACACACGACUGCCCAGCGGCCGUGAACUGCCGAUGCUCUUCAACUUCAGCCCCACGGAGUUGUCAAUCCAGCCCCAGCUGAACUCAACCCUCAUUCCUCCUCACGCUCGCUCUCAUACAGCUGCUUCUGCCCAUGAUGGUACCGGAUCAGAUUCAUCUCAACACAGUUCAGUACCAGGAUCUCUUAACAGCAUCUGAAGCAGCUUCUCGCCUGCCUGCCUGCCAGUCUCACUCUUACCUCAGACACACACACACACACACACUCUACUGCUUUCCUCCGUGCUGCUUGCUCUCCUCUUAGAUGAUCUGUUUUUGUACAGUAAAUGCAUUGAACAAACAAACAUUAGUUCUGUAGCUGCCAGGGUUGAAACUACAGCAGGAGAUUGCUACACACACAGAGUUUCGCUGCUGCUCAGGUGGUAUGUGAAGGUUCAAUAGUGGGGGCUGGUCCUCUGUAAUAUAACCUUUUUUUUUUUAAUCAACAUUUUUUUUCCUUUUUCUUCUUUUAUAUUUGUGUUUUUAAUUUAUUUGACUAAUUGAAAGCAUCAUAUGAUCACACAACAUUUUGUCUCAAGUUUUUUCCACUUCAGAUUAUUUUUUUAUAUUCUCCUGUGUCUCUCCAGUAAGGGGUUAAUUGUACACUGCCUGACCAAGACCAGAACUGUCCCCAAAUAGGUUAUCAGGGUAAAAGAGAUUUUAUUCAACUCAGGGCAGGGGAGCGGAUGCAGGGACUGAUAAAUUCGUCUCCAGCCACAUUAUUUUACCAAUCCAGCCUGAUGUUUAGGUUUAAAUUAAACCUCCAAGUCUUCCUAAUUUACCUGCUUAAGUGGCAGGUAGAGUAGAAAAACGCAUCAGUACCAAGUAGCAGUUAUCAGUGUUUGGUUGGAGGUGUAUUGGAUUGCCCCUUACAUGAAUCAUGUUCAGUGGGUGCACUGGAAAUAACCAGCCAUCGGCCAAACGCUGACUCCACCAAUCAUUGCGUCUCGUAUCCAUCUGUUUGUUUCAUGUUCUAGAGAGUUUUGUCUGGUAAAUGAUUGAAAUAUUCCUCUAAAAACUGUUCCUCCACCUGUCCAGAGUUGUAAAUGAACCCAGCAAGGAUAAUGCUUUUACACUUACAUAUAAAUAUGGGUAAGAUCAAUCAUGGGUUUAGGCUCCUUUUCAGCUUUUAUUUGUGAUUUUUUUAAUUUUAUUUUUUUUAACUAAUUUCCACAUCCAGGAGGGCAGAGGUGUUCAUUUGUUGGACAGACAAUUACAUCAAACAUCCAGAGGAAUAUUCCUUGACUCCUGCUCUUGUUCAUCACCUCAAAAAUUUGUUUAGACCUGUAAAUUACAGUUGUGAAGAAAGUGUCAAUGUGAUGCUCAGAAAAAUCAGAUGAGAUACUCAUCUAGAAAAUGAGCCUUUUGAAAUUGAGCACACAAAUUAGAACCAUAGUAGUGCAACUAGUAGUACAUUACUGGAGGCUGCACAGUGCUUGUUCUGUGCUACCAACUAGUUAGUUGUGUUCGGUUUGAUGAUUAGAUCAAAAACCAGCAGUGCUCUAAAUACUACUGUCGUAGAUCAUUACAGCAAUAGAAAACCUAGAGGCUCCAUGUAAUUCCUAAAUUCAAUAUGGAUAUUGAAGCUUGUCUAAUGAACUAGAGGUCAGUCUGCAUUCUGUAUCACAACAUUAAUGCUUCUUAAAGGAAAUUUUUCCAGAAUUUUCUUGCUUAAGAACACAAAUUUAUGCCCCCUUUAACCACUCAAAAGAGGAGAAAACUCUUGUUUUUUCAUCGAUUCCACUUAUAAUCCACAGCCUUCACUGGUUUCACUUUCUGUGAGUGGAGACCUCAAGUAGUAGCAGUUUACUGUGGAGGAAACGGCUGUGGUCAGAAAUGUCUUAAAAGUGUGUUCCACUAAAAUGGACUGGAAUUUUUGUGUGGCUUUUCUGCUUUAUUUGAUAGUGACAGUAGAGAGAUGAAAGGCAGGGGAGAGAGAGGGGAUGACAUGCAGCAAAGGGCCCUGGGCCUUGAUACAUGGUGCGCGCUCUACCAGGUGAGCUACCGGGAUUCCCCGGAAUUUCUUUUCUUUUUUUUUUUUUUUAAUUAAACAAAAAACAUUUAUUUGCUUUUCAUUUCAAGCUUUCAAAACGGAAAAAGACUUUGAGCUAUUUGAAUGAUGCAAUUAUGAUGGUAGGAUGUCACUGUUAAUAAGAAGUCAAAUCUUUUGAAUUAGGGUAAACGUGGUGCUUUUAAAAAGUCUGAAAUUAUUAUAAAAUUAUUUUAAAGCUUUGAAAAGUAUUUAAACAUGGUAAACAUAGUUACUUGAUGGCCCCCUUUACAAUUUCCUGUUGACGUGUAUUCAGACAGAACACAAUAGGCUGGUUUUGCCACCUUCGAUUUCUUAUUGUAGUCUUAAAAUCUCUCUUUAAUUUCAGAAUAUGAUAAAGUUGUCUCUCUAAAACCUGUAAGAUCCCCUGAAAAAAUAUUAGCAGAUUUAACAUAAAUGCUAUCUAAUCAAAAAGCCACUUUUGGUGGAAUUCCUCUUUAGCUCAAAGAUCAUUCCUGUCCUGAUAUUGGUGUAGAAAAAUACUUUUGUACUCUUUGUGGAAACGAGCAAAAUGAAUGUUGGUCCUGUUGAUUAAACCCAGCAGAGAAACUAAAGAAUGCUGGGACGGGGAUUUAAUGUUUUAUUAAACUUGAUGGGGGGGGUACCUCGUGUAAAUUUAUUUAUUUGUUUGAUUAGAGUUGGAUGUCAGUUAUAGCCGAAGAAGGCUUUGUAUUGGUGUUGCAAAUUCCGUCAAAAGUUUCUCUCACUUUUUACAAGAAUCAUCUUCGUAGAAACAAUAAUAGCUCUGAGGAUAAAAUUGCUUCAGUUCUUUAGUGCCGAGAUGUACACAUAGGUCAAGCAUAAGGAAGAUGAAUGGAAGGCUUAAGCUGUAUUCACACCAAAUCAGGCAUUGCGGCGAAAAUGCCGGGCCCCCCCUUUCAUUUGAAUGUUGGUGUUGCAUUUAGGCUCUGGCGGUGGGGGGCACAGGGGAUGCCAGAAAAAACGCAGCGGCCCUGCAGCGAAAAAACAGAAUCAACUUUUGGAGAAACGCAGCCCGACGACAUGCUGCAGUGGCCAAUCACGCAAGCCGGCGAUCAGAGCGGUCAGCCUGAAAUAUUGCUGAAACCGGGUGCUAUCUAGGCGGAGUUCAUGGACCAAACUAUGUUACUCUCCCAGUUGUGUCCUCCCUUGGUUUAUUUCGUGUACCCAGCUUCGACGUCUGUGUUUGGCUUGCAGUCUAUGCUGCAAAAUAGCGACAACAAAGCGAUUCCUUUGGUUUGUGUCCAUUUGUUUGAGAGAGAGAGAGAGAGAGAGAGAGAGAGAGAGAGAGAGAGCGAGCAGCAGUGGUUGAGCGAGCUAGAAAGUGAAUGAAGAGAGGGAGCGGUGGUAGCGAGAAGGCCGGUGAGAUAAAAUAAAACGUUAUUUUCUGAUUGUUUCACAGUGGUUACGUUCUAAAGCACAAAUAAACACACCCACACCGCCACACAACCCUGCGCUGAUCGCCACAACGCCUGACUUGGUGUGAAUGGUAGUUGAACAUGAACUUCAAGCAGGGGAGUUUCUGUUAGGUGACUGUGUGUUUGUGUGCUCUUGUACUUCUAUCUUCGUGAGGACCAAUUUGAAUUUUACCCCGUAAGAGUGAGAAAAGAGAGCUUUUAGACUUUUUAUUGUUUACGGUCAAUCCUCUCAAGUAUAGAAGUAAAAAACGUCUGUGUGUGUGUCUGACCAUAUUCCAACCUACAGUCUGAACAGCCAGUGUUAUAGGGAUUAGAGCAGUCAACAAUUCAGAUUUUUAGUAAGCAGUGCAGACCACUUGAAAGUUUGUAGUAUAGUAUAUUUGAUACUAUUGUACCAUGCCUCCACCUGCUGUUUUUACCUGCAGCCAUGUUUGUUUUGGACCCUUUUUUAAAUAUAAGAGCUCUGAUGAGCCUGGAUGCUUUUUGAAUUCCACCACGCUCAGCACAUUCACAUUGAUUUUAUAUGAGGAGAGUGGAGGGCAUUUUUCAUUCUCUUUUCCACCAAGGUUUUCCUCCCUGCUGCUUCUGGGUUUUAAACCGCUAACCUCCUAGUCCCGUGGGUUACUGCUGGGCACAUUAUGCUUUCUUUGCUGUAAAGAGUCCAACCAGCAUGUUUGAUUAACUCUGCAGGGUACAUCACACUCAGAGUUGUCAGACUUUCUGUAGCUAUGAAAAGGUGUGAAAAAGCUGCACCCAGCAAGAGGAAUCAAACAUAACUGAUUUUUUUUUCUUCCCCAAUCUCGGAAGCCAUUUUUUCCCCUCCUCACUCGCCUGUCUCCUUCUCUUAUCGCACAUGUAAAUAUCACUGAUUUUUAUUUUCCUCUUUUUACUUUUUAUUACAGAGUUGUUUAUAUCUUAUUUCCCUCAUCCUGUCGAUGAAGCAGUCUUAGUUUGUGCAUUUUUGUAAAUAUGUUUCUUUUUUUUUUUCACAAUUCAAAAUGUAAAUACUGCAAAGGAAAAACAAAUCAGCGUACUCCUCAUGUUUGUUGAUGAUCUUUCUCUCUCUUUCUUGUAGUCGAGUUAAAAUUGUAAAGUAACUAUUAACAACAUGGUUACUCAGCUGUCCUCCCUGUUUGGUCCUCUGUGGGACUACCUGACUGUUGAAUGAAUAUUUCAAGGGUUCUGUUCCAAAAUGCUCUCUUUCUGUUCACUUUGGGUGGAAAAUAUAAACGCCUAAGAAUGAUAUGAAAAUCUAAAGGACUUGAGGCACGUGACAGCCGCAUCUUGAAUCUGGCCACGGUUGCAUGACAGUGCUCUCUCCAAACUGCUAUAUCUAUAUCUGCUGUUGAUCUUUACAGUAUAAUAAAUGCUAAAUGUUUGAAACAAUGUUUGUUUUACUUUUUUACCAUGAUUAAAUCUAAAAGAACUUUUUAUUUUAUUUUAAGUGAAACAUGUUCAAGAUACAUUUCCAAUUGUCUUUUAUUGUUUUCUUUUGGACUUGGUAACCCUUUUAUCGUACAAUUUAAAAUACCGCCUUCUGUCUCUCCAUAGUAACCAGGAGGUAAACGGACACAAUAUCACACUAAGAGCAAUGUGAGCUCAGAGGCUGAAAAUAUGUUCCAGUUGACAAAAAUCUUGCGUUUUGCAGAUUUAAAAUGAUAAAUUUAAAACUCACCCCUAAACAGCAGCUAAAAAAAAAAAAAAACACUCAGUGCCUGCAGGUGGCGCAAGUGUCAUAAUCGCAGUAGCUAUUACCGUCCUUGCCUGUAGAUGGCAGACAUGCCUACAACUUGCUCUUUACGGAGACUUCACCGAUUUAGCAUUGCGCUCUUAAAACAUGGUCCGACUCUCAAUGAAAAGUUUCCAAAAAAAAAAAUCUAAAUCGAUGCAGCAGAACCAGAGAAAUCAUCCUUUUUAUUCCACACAUUCUUCUUCCUUGUCAACACCUGGCACCUACAUUACCCACAAUGUAACUAGACCGCCGACAGGUGUGUUAUGCUAGUAGCAGCUAAUGUAGCCUCUAGUCUCAAGCAGAGACGAGCAGCAGGCUACAGAGGGCUGGUAACCUCACUUCUUUCUAACUCCACACCCCCACAUUUUCUUCAGUUUCAGACUUGUAGCAUUCAGACCCAACCGAUGUCGAGGCAAUUUUAUCAAAUUUCACACAGCUCCCCCUGGAGCUACAAAAGGCUUUAUAUAACUUUGUUUUUUCACAUAUACAGUAGCACUCCCCAAAACCUGUAAACAGACUUUGAUGUGUAAAAUCAUUGCAGUUCCCCUUCAAGUGUUGUUCCUGUUAUUUUUCUUGCCUGCACGUGAGACUGGAACUGUUUCUGUUUCUUUUUCUUCCACAUAGUUGAUUGUUCUCAUUUUGGAACAGAACUUUGUUUGUUUGUGUGUUUUGCAAUAUAUUAUUACUGUGCAGUAUUGAGAAAAAUGACUUAGCUACAGGUCACUGGCAUUUUCACAGACUUGAGUGAUCUCAAAAGUGUGUAGUUGGACUAGAAAUCACAUUAUGAUGUCCAGCUAGUACUCAACAUGGGCAUUUUGUGUUAUGUGCUGUAUGGCAUUCAGAAUUGCUGCUAAUGAUCGCAAGAUGGCAGAAAUAGACAUUUGUGUUGUGACUGCAGACAGAGCCACCUCUCAGCUGUGCGUGUGUGUGUGUGUUUGUGGCCAGGUAACGUAGAAAUAUUGCUGCACAUGGCCGACAGUUUCAAGUAAACUGAAUCUCUGAAAUUGUUCUUUGUGUUUUUAAAUUCUCUGAAAACUCAGUUGUGUGUUCAUAUUACCUCUCUAAUUAACUGAGGGAGAUGACUGCAUCUCUUAAUAUGUCACUUUUAUUUAAUUUUUACCUCUAAUGCUGUUAAUUGUGGUGUCAUUUUGCCCUGGUGGACUGAUGUGAUGGAGGGAUAUAUGGAGAAAGAGAGAGAAAGAAACACAAACCUGUCUGUCUCUUGUUAUGUGUGUAUGAUAUGAACUCAUUUACUGUAAUAAAGUGAUGAAACUGUG
Molecule: messenger RNA, 7814 nt
Organism: Siniperca chuatsi (mandarin fish)
Lineage: Eukaryota; Metazoa; Chordata; Actinopteri; Centrarchiformes; Sinipercidae
Gene: gsk3aa
Product: glycogen synthase kinase 3 alpha a
Exons: 11
Coding region: 204-1520 (438 amino acids)
Biological process (GO): insulin receptor signaling pathway; regulation of neuron projection development; negative regulation of canonical Wnt signaling pathway
Cellular component (GO): cytoplasm; axon; nucleus
Molecular function (GO): protein serine/threonine kinase activity; ATP binding
Source: RefSeq, a predicted model, not a curated record